Molecule: messenger RNA, 1170 nt
Organism: Paramecium sonneborni
Lineage: Eukaryota; Ciliophora; Oligohymenophorea; Peniculida; Parameciidae
Source: the annotation of a GenBank genome assembly
AUGAGUCUUUGUAACAAAAAUUACUUAUAAGAUACCUUUCCAUAAUAUGUUCAUGAUUAACUAAAUAAAGUUGCUGAAGAAGAUAGAAAUAUGGAUAAGUAGAUUUAAUAUCUUAAUAAAGAUCAUAGAGAAUUUUCAAAAUAAUUGACAUUUUGAGCGAACUUAAAAUAUUAUCCUUUGGUUUAGCUUCUAAAUUAAAAACCUAAGAAGGAUUUAUGUUAUUUCCAGAAAUAAUUUCUGAAAAGUACAUAAUUGAAUUUAAAUAAAUAAAAUCGUGCAAUUUGAGAAAAAAUGAACCCUCUUAUUUUUAAGCUUGGGCAUUUGUUAAUUUAGACCCAGUACAUAGUCUAUAUUUAAUUAGAUCGAUAUGUACAAGUUAUAAACAUUUUUGCGCAUUUUAUGUAUUUUAGCAUAUUUUGAGUGCAAAAAAUAUUUUGAAACACUUCAAAUCGAUUAUAAGUAAAAAUAUGAAACAGAUCUAUUUAAAGUGUUUUUAUUACUAUAAACCUAAAAAAAAGAUUUUGAAAUUGAAGGAGAUAGUUUUUUUCUUUAAUUGAUAGAGAAAUGUGAAUGUACAAACAAUUAAUUCAUUUCAUAUAUGUUUAAAUUUUGUAAAGAGAAAAAUAUGUUAAAAUGUAUGGGAUAUUUAGAUUCUAUAAAAUAAACAAAUAAGAUUUCCUCAGAGAAACGUUAAGGAUUUUAGAAUUUUAAGGAGUAAGAGCAAAUAAAAAAAGAUUCAAUUUAAGAAUCAUAAUAAGUGUGUUAACAAAUGAUAUAAGGAUAGAAUGCAACAACAUAGAUUGUAAAGAGAUAAUCUUCAAUAUUUCAAAGAAAAUCAGUUGAUUAACAAUGUUAAUUAAUAUAAUUUUAGGAGAUAACAAAGGAUUAGUUAAAAUAAAAUGUAAUAAAUAGACCAUCAUUAUCAAUGAGAACAAUAAAGGAUGGAAUAAAUCAUAAAUAUAAGGUAAUAAAGUGUUAUUUAUGUGAGUGAAGCGUGAAAAUGAUAAUAGACAAAAAAGACAUAUAUAGAGUGAAAUAAUUAAGUAAAGAUAAUUUGAUGAAGAGGUUUAUUAAAAAUUAGAGAAAGUGCAAAGAAGAAGAGUAAUAUAUUAAAAUUCUGAAUUUUUGGCUCCUGAAACUCCAGAAAUUUAUAGUGAUUGAUAGUUGGGG